Messenger RNA from Aspergillus novofumigatus IBT 16806, 860 nucleotides. RefSeq lists its product as uncharacterized. Lineage: Eukaryota; Fungi; Ascomycota; Eurotiomycetes; Eurotiales; Aspergillaceae. The transcript is spliced from 2 exons. The record is from RefSeq and is a predicted model, not a curated record. Bases 298 to 552 code for a protein of 84 amino acids.
CUUCAAUCAUUCUAUCCCCCUCCCUUUCAUCAACCGCAUCACCCGACUGAAUCAUUUGCAUCCUCUAAGUAAGUCAUCCAUCUCUCAUACCAGUCUACGGAGAAAGAUGUGCGGCUAGAUGCCUCUCUGGCAACCGUUAGUCAGCUUGAUUGAUCUACAUCCGCGUCACCUUCCGCUGUCUGUCCACUAGACAAAGUUUGGGUCAUCUGGUAACCCUUCACGGGGAACAGCCUACUUCGGCCUGGUGAGAUUCUCACUAGUCGUGACUGGAAUUUGAGAUUUUGAUAUUUGUGAGCAAUGUUUUCCUUUAUCUGGCCCUACUGGGCCUCGUCCGUCCUUUUGUUUUCUUUCGCGACUCUCACCUCGCGUUGUCCGGCCUAUCCCAAGAGGAAGUGUACUAGAAGUAUACAUUAUGUGCCACGCAUCGGGUUGAAUACACUCAUUCCCAUCACUCUCCUUCCUCUCAUUGCAAGCCAUAAUCCUAUCACCACUCCUUUACUUCCACCUGACAUUAAAACUGUCAUUCUGCUUUCUGUGCAUUCGCUCCUUUGAGGCUCCAGAGCGGCGCUCUGCGGCCUGGUUCACCUGGGGCAAAGGGUCCUAUUCAAUUCUUUCCUUGCAACACUAAAUCAGUAUACGUAACUUUGUGUCGUUGUCUUGCGCUUCUUUGAGGCCUUUAGACAAUUCGUCCUUCGAUAUCUGUCGCCACGGGCACGCCAGGAGGAUGGUCGCGGCAACCAUGUGGCGCUCUACAGUCAUGCUGACCUGGCUUUUGGCGUCAGAGACAGUACAUUCCCUACCUUGGUCGGUCGAGCCGACCAGUACCGUUGAGUUCAGGACCCAAUAUCCUCCCACGACGC